UAUGUUGAUUGUUGCAGUUCGUCAUGGAUCUCGUGGCCACUGGCCUUCCUUCUUCAGGGAGUCUUCGAUGAACUGGUGGAGGAACCUGUGCUUCCUGUCAGGUUCCGCAACUGGAACACCACGCUGCGGCUGAAGGGAACGUCUCCCUCCAGGAUGGUGGAUAAGAUAGUGGAGCGACGCUCCCCCCAGCCCUCCCCCAGCACCUCCCCACUGCCUCCAGAGAGCCACCAGGGGCCCUGCUGUCAAUCCCACGCCUUUCCCCUGCGCUCCCCAGGACGCCAGAAGUGUCGAGGCCUAGGCGCAGGCCACUGCGCUUGCUGCGACGCCUGCAGCAGGACCUCCCCGUCAGGAGGAGGUAGCGGUAGCAGUUGCGCCUCCUUGCCCAAGACAAACGACAGGAGCUAA
This is a messenger RNA of Cherax quadricarinatus, 405 nucleotides long. NCBI's taxonomy places the organism in Eukaryota, Metazoa, Arthropoda, Malacostraca, Decapoda, Parastacidae. The record is from RefSeq and is a predicted model, not a curated record.